AUGUCAGCCGUUGAUUUAAGAAAGAAGGCAUUUUCCAACAACAACCUCAAAGAGUUGAAUGGACACAGCGGAUCUGAAACUAACACCACCAGUGAGAUGUUCAAGACAGACCUGGAGGUCAACUUGACCAAGCCAUCAUUGUACGGUAUUUACAAGGAGGAUUCAUUCUCCAACUUUAGUAAUGAGAAUCUUGGAGAUGAAUCAGAAGUGCUAUUUGUUACGCCACCACAACUGCUGCAACAACAGAAUGAAUCCAAUAAUGGGGUCAAUCCAGCCAAAUUUGCUGGGAAAGUUGCAAUUCUUACUUUAUCUUGUUUGCUUUACAACGAGAUCACCAAGAAUAUCCACAUUAGACACUCUUUAGAAGGUGGUGCAACCCUUCAACCUGUGCAUUUUUCCAACAUGUUUCUUUCUAAAUUCAUUCAUACUCUUCGUCCAGUGACUCAUUUUGCCAUUGAUGGUGGAAACAUUGUCAAUUGGAUAGACAUUGGAUUGGCAGCCAUGAUCCAAGGGGUUGCCAUGGGCGCCAUCCAUCCCUUGAUGGAUGCACUCUUGCCAGCUGCAUUAUCCAAAAGAUUACUCUCUUCUGCUCCACAAUCGAGCCGUUCUCAAAAUGCCAAUUUAUUCAAUGAUUUGGUUCGUCUGUUGAUUACCUUUUUAGGUAUCUCUUACGGAGUACGGAAGAUUGAAUGGGCUUCCACAUUACAAGUUCUGUUGUUAUGGUCUCUUUUGAACCCAUGUUUGUGGUUACUUCUUGAUGGUACUAUCAAUGGGUUUUUGGCUAGUUCCCUUGCCGCCUUUGGUGCAUGUGUAUGUGUUUAUUUCCAAAAUUUUGAUGCAUUGAAUCUUCAAGCCAAUAAAAAUAGAGAUGACUUUAUUGCCACAUGGCUUUGGGUUGCCUCAUUCUUUUUCUGUGGACUUAUUAUUUUUGGAAAGUUGGGAAGAGGGUUAUUUGGUAAAUAA
This is a messenger RNA of [Candida] anglica, 963 nucleotides long. Lineage: Eukaryota; Fungi; Ascomycota; Pichiomycetes; Serinales; Debaryomycetaceae. The record is from the annotation of a GenBank genome assembly.